AUCAGUAUUUCAAAGCCACCAACAAGAGCCACUGUAGGUUCAGUAAUGCCCCCACAGCUGAAAGCUGAGGUGAAUGUCAUGCCCAAGGUUGUCCAGGGGGAUUUGGAGAGCCUGCCUCCAGAAGCAAGGGACUUCAUUGAAAGUAAUGCCAAGCUCUGCCAGCCUGAGAGCAUUCAUAUCUGUGAUGGCUCAGAAGAAGAAAACAAAAAACUUCUGGACAUAAUGGUAGAACAAGGCAUGAUCAAGAAGCUGAACAAGUAUGAGAACUGCUGGCUGGCUCUUACUGACCCAAGGGAUGUGGCAAGAAUAGAGAGCAAAACUGUAAUCAUCACUCAAGAACAGAGAGAUACCACUCCAAUCCCUAAAACUGGAACCAGUCAGCUGGGUCGCUGGAUGUCUGAAGAAGAUUUUGAGAAGGCCUUCAAUACCAGGUUCCCAGGCUGCAUGCAAGGGCGUACAAUGUAUGUUAUCCCCUUCAGCAUGGGGCCUAUUGGGUCUCCACUGUCCAAGAUUGGGAUUGAGCUGACAGACUCACCAUAUGUAGUGGCCAGCAUGAGAAUCAUGACACGGAUGGGAACAGCUGCUUUGAAAGCCCUGAACAACGGGGAGUUUGUGAAGUGCCUUCACUCGGUUGGAUGUCCUCUACCACUAAAAGAACCAUUAAUCAACAACUGGCCGUGCAACCCGGAGUUAACGCUGAUUGCCCAUCUCCCGGAUCGCAGAGAGAUCAUCUCAUUUGGCAGCGGUUAUGGAGGAAACUCCUUACUGGGGAAAAAAUGCUUUGCUCUUAGAAUUGCCAGCAGAAUUGCCAAAGAGGAGGGCUGGCUAGCUGAGCACAUGCUGAUCCUGGGCAUUACUAAUCCAGAAGGUAAAAAGAAGUAUUUUGCUGCAGCAUUUCCUAGUGCAUGUGGAAAAACUAACUUGGCCAUGAUGAACCCAAGCCUGCCAGGAUGGAAAAUUGAGUGUGUGGGUGAUGAUAUUGCCUGGAUGAAAUUUGAUGAGCAAGGCAACUUAAGGGCAAUCAAUCCAGAAAAUGGCUUUUUUGGUGUCGCCCCGGGAACCUCAGUCAAAACAAACCCCAAUGCUAUUAAAACCAUAUUCAAGAACACCAUCUUUACCAAUGUAGCAGAAACCAGUGAUGGAGGUGUCUAUUGGGAAGGCAUUGAUGAGCCAUUACCACCAGGAAUAACUCUGACUUCCUGGAAGAACAAGGAUUGGACCCCAGAUAACGGGGAACCUUGUGCUCAUCCCAACUCACGGUUCUGCACCCCCGCCAGCCAGUGCCCCAUCAUGGACCCUGCAUGGGAAUCACCAGAAGGUGUGCCCAUUGAGGGGAUAAUAUUUGGAGGCCGCAGACCUGCUGGUGUGCCUCUCGUAUAUGAGGCCUUUAACUGGCAGCAUGGAGUAUUUAUAGGAGCAGCUAUGAGAUCUGAAGCAACAGCAGCUGCUGAGCACAAAGGCAAAAUCAUUAUGCACGAUCCAUUUGCCAUGAGACCUUUCUUUGGCUACAACUUUGGCAAAUACUUGGCCCACUGGCUGAGCAUGGCACAUCGUCCAGCUGCAAAGCUACCAAGGAUCUUUCAUGUUAACUGGUUCCGGAAAGACAGCCAAGGGAAAUUCCUGUGGCCUGGCUAUGGAGAGAAUUCCCGUGUGCUGGAAUGGAUGUUCAACAGAAUUGAAGGGAAAGCUUCUGCCAAGCCAACUGCCAUAGGUUAUAUCCCUGCUGACACUGCUUUGAACCUGAAAGGUUUAGAAGAUGUCAACUUGACCGAACUGUUUGAUAUCUCCAAAGAGUUCUGGGAAAAGGAGGUAGAAGAAAUCAAACAGUACUUUGAAGUGCAAGUUAAUGCUGACCUCCCCUAUGAAAUAGAAAGAGAAAUGCUUUCCUUAGAGAUGAGGAUAAAACAGUUGUAGCUGAUCAAAAGCACAGUUAUUUAUCAAUUCACACAUACUAAGACAGGACAAACACAUUUUACUGAAUCACCACUGGAAGCACAACAGCACACUGAGGGGCAGAGACUUCCCAUUAAAAGUAGGCCCCAGUUUACUUAGACCAUAGGUAGGGGUAUUCUAGAAGUAACUCCAGACCUAAUGAUUUAUCAACUACAUCAGAUGUUGGGAAUAGGUGAGCAGCUGUAGGAAUGUUUGAGCACAUGGUCUGCAAAAUCCAGAUCUUUC
Messenger RNA from Chaetura pelagica (chimney swift), 2178 nucleotides. RefSeq names its product phosphoenolpyruvate carboxykinase 1 (soluble) (gene PCK1). Bases 46 to 1914 code for a protein of 622 amino acids. The transcript has 9 exons. The record is from RefSeq and is a predicted model, not a curated record. Gene Ontology annotation, cellular component: cytosol; mitochondrion. Gene Ontology annotation, biological process: gluconeogenesis; cellular response to glucose stimulus; cellular response to dexamethasone stimulus. Gene Ontology annotation, molecular function: phosphoenolpyruvate carboxykinase (GTP) activity; manganese ion binding; GTP binding. Lineage: Eukaryota; Metazoa; Chordata; Aves; Apodiformes; Apodidae.